This is a messenger RNA of Micromonas pusilla CCMP1545, 783 nucleotides long. RefSeq lists its product as uncharacterized. NCBI's taxonomy places the organism in Eukaryota, Viridiplantae, Chlorophyta, Mamiellophyceae, Mamiellales, Mamiellaceae. Gene Ontology annotation, cellular component: nucleus; cytoplasm. Gene Ontology annotation, biological process: signal transduction; positive regulation of protein phosphorylation. Bases 1 to 783 code for a protein of 260 amino acids. Gene Ontology annotation, molecular function: protein kinase activator activity. The record is from RefSeq and is a predicted model, not a curated record. The transcript has 2 exons.
AUGUUCUGGCCGAGCUCAUCGACGCAGCGGACGUUCCGGUGCGCCCCCGCGGCCGGCGCUUCCCUCGCUCCGUCCCGAUUUCGCGCUCUGGGCGACCCGACGCCCCCGAGCGCGCGACGUCCGAAGAAGAACGCGCCCGUGGGAAGCAAAGGCGCGGCGCUGAAGCAGCACAUCGACGCGACGCUCGGGAGCGGCAACCUCCGCGAGGCGGUGCUGCUCCCGCCCGGGGAGGAUCUGAACGAGUGGCUCGCGGUCAACACCGUGGACUUUUACAACGCCAUCUCGAUGCUGUACGCGACGUUAGGCGAGUACUGCACGGAUAAGAACUGCCCGACGAUGUGCGCGGGACCGAAAUACGAGUACCGAUGGGCGGACGGCGUCAAGGUGAAGAAGCCGAUCGAGUGCAGCGCGCCGCGGUACGUGGACUACCUGCUCGAGUGGGUCGAGUCGCAGGUGGACGACGAGGCGACGUUUCCGCAAGCCUCGGGCGCGGCGUUUCCGAAAAACUUUCAGAGCAUCACGUCGAAGAUCUUCAGUCGGCUGUUUCGCGUCUACGCGCACAUAUACCACUCGCACUUCAACCAGAUCGUGAGCUUGGGCGCGGAGGCGCACUUGAACACGUGCUUCAAGCACUUUAUAUACUUCACCGGCGCGUUUUCGCUCGUGAAACGCGAGGAGCUCGCGCCGCUCGGGGAGCUCGUGGACGGCAUCUUAGGCGGCGUGCAGAUCCCGGGGGGGUCGCGGGGGUCGGGGUCGGGCGCUGGGGUCCCGAACGCGUCGUGA